This is a messenger RNA of Exophiala bonariae, 612 nucleotides long. RefSeq lists its product as uncharacterized. The record is from RefSeq and is a predicted model, not a curated record. NCBI's taxonomy places the organism in Eukaryota, Fungi, Ascomycota, Eurotiomycetes, Chaetothyriales, Herpotrichiellaceae. Bases 1 to 612 code for a protein of 203 amino acids. The transcript has a single exon.
AUGCCCGAGAGCCUCUCCGCCAAAGAAGUCAACUCCAAGACCGACCCAUCGGUCGCCAAGCAAUAUGACAACUCGACACCCAAAGACGUGCAGUGGAAAGAACUGUACGAGCUGAUCGACGGCAAGAAAAUCAGCAUGCUAAGCACCUACCGUGACGGCGUCGGACCCGUCGGGCGCUCCAUGGCCAUUGCCCGUCGAUCCGGGCCCGACAUCCUGUUUCUCGCGAACAAGCAUUCGCGGAAAUUCGAGGACCUGGAGAAAAACAAGGAGGUGCAGAUCACGAUCCAAGACACCAAGACCCAGGAUUGGAUCUCCAUCAGCGGCAAAGCGACGACGGCGUCGAAUGAGGAUCCCCGGAUCAAGGAGCUAUAUUCUCCAACCAUCUCGGCGUGGUUUGGAGACUUGAAGGACGGUGUGCACGAUGGGACGUGGAAGGAUCCACGCAUGAGUUUGAUCGAGGUGCAGAGUAAUUAUAUUGUGUAUUGGAAGAAGGAGACCUCGACCCUGGGAUUCAUGAAGGAAGUGGGCACGGCCGCCCUGACCGGCAGUGUGGCUCAGACGGGCGUGCACCGUGAAUUGUCCAAGGAGGAUAUUGAGAAGGAGAGAGUGUAA